AUGCCCGGAGGUGUCUGUGCCGUCCUCGACUAUGAGGUCGAGCUGAUGGCCGAGUAUGUCGGCGAGAUGGCCACCCGUCUUGCCCUUGGAAGCCCGGUCGCGCCGGCGCCCUUCCGCAAAUUCAUCUCGCAGAUCCUGUCGUCAACCCGACUUCCCAGCACAACCAUCCUUCUCGGCAUGAAUUACUUGUCUAAGAGGAUCAACCUCAUGCGCCACAACAACCAGGCACUCAAGAUUACCGAGGGCCAGGUCUGGCGCCUGCUGACGGUAGCGCUUCUACUCGGCAGCAAAUUCCUCGACGACAACACGUUCCAGAAUCGCUCCUGGUCCGAGGUAAGCGGUAUUCCCGUACGAGAGCUCAACUCGAUGGAGUCGGAUUGGAUGCGAGCCAUCGACUGGCAGCUUUACGUCGAUCUCGACGAGAGCCAGGACUACACUGCCUGGCUCAAGAGCUGGGAGGACUGGUCUGGACACAAGAAGCGCCAGCAGGCCAUGGUAAGCCGCGAGCGGCUGCACGCUGCCGUCCCUGCCAUCGACACCGACGUCGCACGGGCGCGCCAGGCACACGCUGCUACAUCUUGGUACGAGGAACAAGUCGCCGAGUAUCGUGUGUAUGAGCAAUUGUCGGUCCUCAAGCGCAACGAGCACGCCCUUCACCAGGGAUACCGUGGACGUGAGACGUCCUGGCCUACGUACCAGCCUGGCCCGUGGACCAACCCACCCCUCACCCCUCCAGAUUCCGGUUACGGCACCCCCGAGUACCUCAACUCGACUACCAUGAAUUUCCCUUGCAACGACUGGUUUGCUCAACAAACCCGCCAGUCCAGCCAGGCUCUGCCUGGUGGUGGGUACGCCAGACAGCAGCCUUUCCGCCAGCACGGUUCCUCCCAGAGCGCAUACCAUUCCCGCAAUGCCUCGUCGUUCCCCGUAUACAACAUGUACGGCCACAACAUCUGGGAGCACAACACCAUGGACUGCAACUGCGCCACCUGCGCCAUGCACAACAAGCAGCCCUAUUUUGCUGCUCCAUCUCAUGCCUACGGCCAACCUGUCAUGGGCUAG
Messenger RNA from Thyridium curvatum, 1062 nucleotides. RefSeq lists its product as uncharacterized. Gene Ontology annotation, cellular component: nucleus; cyclin-dependent protein kinase holoenzyme complex. The transcript has a single exon. Gene Ontology annotation, molecular function: protein kinase binding; cyclin-dependent protein serine/threonine kinase regulator activity. NCBI's taxonomy places the organism in Eukaryota, Fungi, Ascomycota, Sordariomycetes, Thyridiales, Thyridiaceae. Gene Ontology annotation, biological process: regulation of cyclin-dependent protein serine/threonine kinase activity. The record is from RefSeq and is a predicted model, not a curated record. The coding region runs from base 1 to 1062 and encodes 353 amino acids.